Molecule: messenger RNA, 1011 nt
Organism: Atta colombica
Lineage: Eukaryota; Metazoa; Arthropoda; Insecta; Hymenoptera; Formicidae
Product: GDP-D-glucose phosphorylase 1
Exons: 5
Coding region: 1-1011 (336 amino acids)
Biological process (GO): glucose metabolic process
Cellular component (GO): cytoplasm
Molecular function (GO): GDP-D-glucose phosphorylase activity
Source: RefSeq, a predicted model, not a curated record
AUGUUUUCAAACAAACAGAUUUUUGUCUAUGACAUAAAAGAUUUUAAUUUUAUUGUUAAAUCAUGUGAGGAAAAUGAAUCUUCAUUUGAUAAUAUUUUGCGGCAAACAUGGAAACAAGCUGAACAAAAUAAAAUAUUCCGAUAUAUUUUAAAUAUAAAAGAUAGUAAAAUAUUGAAGGGAAAAUACAAAUUUUUAGCACAGUUAAAUCCAGAUAGAACUCAAUAUAGACGUGCUCCAGAAUCAAUCACGUCUAUGGUACAAUCUUUUAAUUCUACACGUUUUAAUUUCACUAAACUAACACAGCAAGAGAUAUUAUUUGAUAUAGGAAAUGGCGACACAAAUGACAUAAUUGCAAUUAAUUCCAGUCCUUUGGAACAGAGUCAUUGUUUAUUUCUUGCAGAACGUUUAAAAUGUUUGCCACAAAUCAUGACAGAAUAUAGUCUUUGCAAAGUAAUAGAAUUAUGUCUGUUAAGUAAUUCAUGGUCUUUAAGAGCUUUUUUUAAUGGUUUGUGUGCUCUUUCUUCUGUUAAUCAUUUACACUGGCAUUUAUAUUAUUUGAAAUACGAGAUGCUUCUUGAAUAUAUCGAUAUUUGCAAUUAUGUAUCUGGUGUACACUUAUUGAUAGAGUAUCCAGCAAAAGGAUUCUGUCUCAAAUUAUCUGAUUUUAAAAAUAUUGAAGAUUUUGUAUCUCGUGCAUUCGUUGUAGUAAAUUAUUUACAAUUACGUCAAAUGGCACAUAAUGUUUAUAUUACACGAGCAAAAUCAAAAUCUAAUGAUGAAUUGUAUAAUGAUGUACGUAUUUAUAUUUGGGUUCGAAAACCAUUUACUGGUGUAAAAAACAUAACUGCAAUUUUACCUGGAGUUUGCGAACUCUUUGGACAUUUAACAAUUAGUGAUGAAACUGUAUACAAUAAUUUGACACAGGAUGAUAUAAUUAAUCUUCUUCACGAUAUUACGGAAGAAUGUUUUUUAUUAAUCAAAGAUGAGCUUAAAAAUAUUUUGGAAAAAUAA